AUGCCGCCGUCGCUGCCGCGCCCGAAGUUUUCUAUGCGUGCGCGCUCGCCGUGCUUCGUCGAGUCCUGGCCGCCCCGGGGGCACUCCCUGGCCGCGCCCUGCGUCCGCUCGCCGCGACCCGGGUGCGCUCUACGUCGCGCGCCCGCCCGCGACCCCGCUGCCCCUGCGCCGAAGCUGCCCCUCGCCACCCCUUCGCCCGCUUGCUCCGGCCUCGCCCCGGCAUCGCCCCGGCACCCCUGGCCGUCGCCGCCCGCAACCCCGCUCCCGCCACCACCGCGCCUGCGCCUCCCGCUCGCCGGCCGCGCCUGCGCCCUCCCCUGCAGCCGCUGCCGCUUCGCGCUCCACCCUCGCCGCUGCUACGUGUUGUUGCGCUGCGACGCCGCAACCAGCCACCGCUGCCCGCCAGCGCCCCGCCAUCCUCACCUUGCUCACUACCACCCGCUCGCGCCGCCCCUGCCCGCACUGUACGCCACCGCAGCCCAUCGCCGCGCCCGCGACCCCCUGGACGCGCGCUCGCCUCCUCGUUGUCGCGCCCCUCCUGGGCUCUCGCCAUUGCUGCUCCGCCGGCGACCUCCCUCGCCGGUGCCGAGCCAGGCCGCCGAUGCCCUCUGCUCGUUCGGCCGGGCGUGCUCGCGCCCGUGGCCGCACGCACGCCCCGCGCGCCCGUUUCGCCCUCUACACCGCGCCCGAUUGGCCCCUGUGCUACUGCACGUGGGGCCCGCCCUUGUAAUAAAUAAAAGGAAAGAUUUAAAAAUAUAUUUAAAAAUAUAUAAUUAA
Messenger RNA from Aegilops tauschii subsp. strangulata, 777 nucleotides. The record is from RefSeq and is a predicted model, not a curated record. NCBI's taxonomy places the organism in Eukaryota, Viridiplantae, Streptophyta, Magnoliopsida, Poales, Poaceae.